AGAGCUGUCACCAUAUCAGUAUUUUAUUUAACAAGUUGGCAGCUCCGGUAUCAUUCACAGCGAUAAGCGACAGCUCGCCAUGGAACGGUCACAUUGCACUGCAAAGAAUAUAAAACGCAGGCACGGCGUUUCAAUUCAUCUUUGGUAAUUUUACUCUUCAAUUGUUAAAAACAAAGUGAAAUUAAAAAUGACUUGAAUAACAUUAAGACUACAUAACCAUCUUUUUUUUUUGUUUUUUUUUUGUGAUUUUUUUUUGCACGUGAAUAGUAUUUCUAAGUAUUUAGCCGCUAAGUGAAAACAACAGCAACAACAACUGCUAGAGGAACGCCAGCCAAAAAUUCGAUGCGAACCGGUGAAAAAUUACAGCAAAUAAAAUUAAAUAACAUGUUUUAACGGAAUUGCGGUGCAACUACAGCAAGGCAGGCGGCAAACGCAAUAGCUCGCCCAGCACAGUCUCCGAGAAACGGGGACUGUUAAUAAACGUUUAUCCACAUUUUUGUAUUGUCCACCAUUUUAACGAUGGAGGCGCAAACCCUUUAUAUAAAAGUUACGUUACUCUCACUAAAGCCCGCUUCGAAUUUGUCGACCCGCCGUAUUCAAGAGAUUAAUACAGGUAUUGGUGAACUGCGUCAGCUACUGUCGUGCGCCGUCUGCUGUAAGCUGCUAAAUGAUCCCUACAAGCCAAAGGGACGCCGUUGUGGCCACCAUGUUUGUCGGCUGUGCCUGCGUGGACGAAAGAAUUUGUGGCCCAUUUGCCCCCAGUGCAAGGAUUGCUCCGAUUUUCGCACCUACGAGGAAAACAAAACAAUGGCUUUACAGUUGCUGUGCUAUAAAACGCUCUGUGUGCACUUACAGCAAUCCUCAAUGUAUUCAGAGUUCUUUCAUCUGCGACCGUAUAUUAAGAGUACAAACAACAGGGAGCCUAAGCCACGGAUUAGGCUGCCAAAUAGGCCAACACAGUGGUUCAUACAGGAGGGCGCCAACUAUGAGAAUAUAUCUGAUACAUUUAUGCUCCAACCGGAUUUGCCAUUUCUCACAAAUAAUCCUUCAUCGUUGCCGGCGGAGACUCCGCCAACGACAGCGGCCACAACGCCUGAGCUGCCUUAUGAGCAGCAUAUGCCCAAUCAAUUGUCCAUUACGGAUAUAGAGUUGGAGGCAGCGGCCACCGGGGACCAGGCACAGUUUGCUCAUCCAUUGCCCAUGAUGACGCCCGGCGCACGAAUGUUAACACACACCCACAUCGCACCACAACCACAGCAAAUGCUUAUUCCAGCGGAACAAACGAUUUUGCCAGCUGGCUACAUAGAAUCGCCCUGGUCGGAGCAAGUGGAUAUAUCGGGGGCAUUUACGAUGCCUACGGAUUAUGUCAACAGUACGCCCAACUAUACAACCUAUGUGAUGCCCAACGGCGAGGUGCAUAUGGCCUCCAUUGGUCAGGUGGUGCAGCUAUCACAGCAGCAGCAGCAGCAGCUCGAGGAAGUUGAAACAGUUGAAGCAGUUGAAGCAAUGGAAACCGUUGAACCUGUCGAACCAAUUGUCCCGAGCACUUCCAAGACAACCGUUUUUAUGCCAGUGAAUGCCAGUAGCUCUAUAAAACGAAGACGUGGCCAACUGCUGCUCGAAGAUAUGGAGGAUCGCGAGCAGUUAGAAACCACCAAAGCUGCUGCACCGUCGGGCACACUCAUGAAUUUGCGCAACAAGAAGCCAACCAUAAUAUCUUCGGUUCAGGUGAAGCCACCAAUAUCAGGAGUGGGUAAUGCAUCGCCCAUAAUGACAGCAGCUGUUGCUCCGAUGGCUACAGUUUUAGCUCCAAUAGCUACAGCUCCUGCUCCAAUAGCUACAGCUCCUGUUCCAAUAGCUACAGUUCCAGUUCCAAUAGCUACAGCUACAGCUCCUGCUCCAAUAGCUACAAUUCCAGCGCAAAUAGCUACAGCUCCUGCUCCAAUAGCUACAAUUCCAGCGCAAAUAGCUACAGUUCCAGCUCCAAUAGCUACAGUUCCAGCUACAAAAGCUAUAGUACCUGCUUCAAUAGCUACAGUUCCAGCUCCACCGCGUGCAGCUGCUCCUGCCCCAGUUAUAGCUGCUACCAAGCCUGCUGUUAAGCCUGCUCCCACUGCUGCUGUAGUGACUAAUCCCGUUGCAACGGCUGCCACAGCUGCAGUUUCUGGGGCUGCGCCAGUCGUGGAAAAAACUCCUGUAGCCUCUGCUACAACGGCGGCUCUACCGCACACAUCCACGCCAAAGGCGCCAGCGUCAAGCGCAGCCCAUAAGCCUAAACCCAAGGAUUCACGCAUGUCACAUAUCUGCCGCUGUGGCACUACUUCGGCUCCUGGUAAGGCGACCUGUCGCAAUUCACGUUGCACUUGCUAUGUGGCAGGAAAAUCGUGUGUGGAUUGCAAAUGCAUUGGUUGCAAAAAUCCGCAUCAGGAUGCAGGUGAUACGAGUGAUGAAGAGGAUUUUGAAAUGGAUACAGAAACAGAAGUGGCACCUGCAGAGGAACCCAUUUCAGCAUCAACCGGAAUGCAAUCGGGCUUUACACUAGUUCCUCUUAACAAUCUGCAGCAAUCGCAGCAUCCCUUAGUCCUCAUGCAAAACGAGAAUGGUCAAUACCAGGGCUUCAAUAUCUUCAAUGGCAGCGAGCCCGUCGAUCCGGCUCAGCUUGGUUUUCAGCGCGUACCGUUGCGUAGCAAUGAUGGUAAUGCAUCAAUACCUGAAUUUGCUUACAUAAUGCCGCCGCCAACGGCCGUGGAGCCAACGACCGUGGAGCCAACGACCGUGGAGCCAACGACCGUGGAGCCAUCGACAGCCACAACAGCAACCACCUCACAGCCAUCACCAACAUCAACAAUCGAGCAGCCGGCCAAGAGAUUCAAAAGCUUUCGAAGGGAAUUGGAUAUGGAACGUAAUAUGCCCAGGAAGUCGUCUGAUAUGCUUGUCAGCGCCGGUUCAACGACGUGUAAUGCUGCCGCUGGCGACAGCAGAAUUGGUGGUGACAAUGACGAAGAAAUAUUGCUUACUUUUAUUACCAUUGCACAACCAUAUAUUCAUUUUAUGUUUGUAUUAACCAAAAGUAGCUGGUUUAACCGGCAGCUCAAGCAAUCAAGAGAUCCAUAUUCUAUAAUCCCCCCUAGAGCUGUUAAAACCACAUGUGAAGGCAUUGCGUGAACACCUGAAAUUAUUUAUAUUCUAUCCUAUAAAAUUCCUUAUGUACUUCAUUAGACCCUUAUCUAUCCAUAAGUGAUAUCUGUGUGUGUUUACGUACACAGAAACAAAAACAAGGCGCCGCAGUGCAGAAUUUGAAUCCCUGCACCAACUGAAGUAUAUAAAAAACAAAGCAAUUUGUAUUUAUUACUCGUUCAACGAAUUGUGACAAUUAGUCAAAGUCUAAAAAAUAACAAUUAUUAUAAUACUAUAAUAAUUAUAUAUAAUUGAAUGCUUUGUAUGCGGCUGCUGUAAACCAAAAAAGAAAAACAA
Molecule: messenger RNA, 3474 nt
Organism: Drosophila hydei
Lineage: Eukaryota; Metazoa; Arthropoda; Insecta; Diptera; Drosophilidae
Gene: msl-2
Product: E3 ubiquitin-protein ligase msl-2
Exons: 3
Coding region: 520-3165 (881 amino acids)
Cellular component (GO): MSL complex
Molecular function (GO): ubiquitin protein ligase activity
Source: RefSeq, a predicted model, not a curated record